Chlorocebus sabaeus (green monkey) is the source of this 5245-nucleotide messenger RNA. The record is from RefSeq and is a predicted model, not a curated record. NCBI's taxonomy places the organism in Eukaryota, Metazoa, Chordata, Mammalia, Primates, Cercopithecidae.
UCUAGCCUGGGUGACAGAGCAAGACUGUCUCAAAAAAAAAGAAAAAAAGAAAAAAAAUAUUAUUACUAGAAAUGUGUGUGGUUGGCUGACUAGUUGGUUGAGUGUUGGUUGGUUUCCCAAUUUUAGAUUGAGCAUACAUAUAUGAGAUAUAUGCACCUGACUGCCUCAGGUGACCACUUACCUUUUCUUCCCUUUUGCCCUUUGUUGUAGUUCCCUUCUAUCCCUUAGAACUAGUUUCAUUUCAUCCCAGAUUCCUAUACUCAGUCUUUUUGUGUUCUCUAUAAUGUCCUUUUUCCUUUCCCUCACUUGUUUUUUCCACUCUAGUCUCCUUACUCUUUGUCCCUGGAGAGUCACAAAAUGCAGCAGAGGCUCUGCUUCUUCCUCAUCUUCUUAUGAACUCUGUUCAGUUAACUCCAUAAAGCCAGCAGUCUCUCCCUGUCUGGCCCGUCCGAUGUCUUCCAAUCCUGUCUUCCCUUUUACUGUACCCUGGGCCCCUAGUAAAAGAACUGGCCACCCUUGUGGCAUGUCUUUGUCCUUUCUGCAACACAAAAUGAACUAGCCUUUAAUAUCAAUCAUAGUAAGUAAAGAUAUGCUUUUUGAUUUCUGAAAAAUGAUUGAUUUAAAAAACUUGUCAAGUGAAAUGUUACCAUUUAAUCAUGUUUUUUCCUUUAGACCUAAUACUUGAGAUUUGUUCUAAUAGAAAACAUUUCCUAGUAGUCCCAACGGAAAACUUUUGGUAAGAACGAAGCUAAAAUAAAUGCUAAUCCCAGAACCUGCUGGAUUUUACAGCCAUCUAUUAGGAGGCUUUUCAGUAAAAGCGUUUCUUUAAGAAAUGACAAAACAAAACCAAAAAACCCUCCACAGAAUAGAAAGGAAGUGCUGCUGCCUCUUCAGAUGCUAAUUUUGGCUAGUCUUGCAACAGACCUGGCUAGGAGCUACAAAUAGUUCAACCAACCAGCUAGAAAAAUCAUGGCACCAAGGGCAGAGCCCUAGACUUUGCGUCUCCAGCAACUACUUCUCUGGGAACUGCCCGAUGGCAGCAGGCACCCUGGAAUUUGAGGCUUGAGGAAGUAUAUGCCAAAUUUUUUCAUAAAAUAAUGUAAAAUUAUCAUACAUUUAUUUGCUUUAAAAUAAGUACACUUCGAUAAGCAGAUGUUUUAUGGAAGUGGUCAUGUUACAUUGAUGAAGCUGAACUUUUUUUAAGAGACUGAAGAUUACUAUAGAAGUUAAAGUUAUAAAAGAACAAUUAACUCAUCAAGUGAUUCCACUGCUGCUCAGCCUGAAGAAGAUGUUGAACAUUUGAGUUGAUUAUAGCUAACAACCUGAGAUCUCAUUUACCAGAAUUGUAAUACAAGGAAAUACAUAAUGUGGUACACUGGGAACUGAAACACUAAUCUCUUUUUAUUCCCCUUUCUUUCUCCUACUUGCAAGCUAAGCUCAGCAUUGGCCAGAGAGAAGUAACAGUUCAGAAAGGACCACUGUUUAGAGCUGAAGGUUACCCAGUCAGCAUUGGCUGCAAUGUAACUGGCCACCAGGGACCUUCUGAGCAGCAUUUCCAGUGGUCUGUUUAUCUGCCAAAAAACCCAACCCAGGAAGUCCAGAUCAUUAGCACCAAGGAUGCUGCCUUCUCUUACGCAGCAUAUACGCAGCGGGUGCGAAGCGGAGACAUCUACGUGGAGAGGGUCCAGGGCAACUCAGUCUUGUUGCACAUCUCAAAGCUCCAGAUGAAGGAUGCUGGCGAGUAUGAGUGUCACACACCGAACACUGAUGAGAAAUACUAUGGGAGCUACAGUGCAAAGACUAAUCUAAUUGUUAUUCCAGAUACCCUCUCUGCCACCAUGAGUUCUCAGACUCUCAGUAAGGAGGAAGGUGAGCCAUUAGCCCUCACCUGUGAGGCAUCAAAAGCCACAGCCCAACAUACACAUCUCUCUGUCACCUGGUACCUAACACAGGAUGGAGGAGGAAGCCAAGCCACCGAGAUUAUUUCUCUCUCCAAAGAUUUUAUAUUGGUCCCUGGGCCCUUGUAUACAGAGCGGUUUGCAGCCAGUGACAUACGGCUCAACAAACUGGGGGCCAGUACGUUCAGGCUGUCCAUAGAGAGGCUCCAAUCCUCAGAUCAGGGUCAGCUGUUCUGUGAGGCAAUGGAAUGGAUUCAGGAUCCAGAUGAAACCUGGAUGUUCAUCACUAAAAAGCAGACCGAUCAAACCACUCUGAGGAUCCAGCCAGCAGUGAAAGAUUUUCAAGUCAACAUUACAGCUGACAGCUUGUUUGCUGAAGGGAAAUCCUUAGAACUGGUUUGCCUGGUUGUAGGCAGUGGCCGUGACCCACAGCUUCAAGGCAUUUGGUUCUUCAAUGGGACUGAAAUUGCUCACAUUGAUGCUGGUGGAGUCCUGGGCCUGAAGAAUGACUACAAAGAGAGAGCAAGUCAAGGAGAGCUCCAGGUCUCAAAGUUAGGCCCCAAGGCUUUCUCUCUCAAGAUCUUCUCUCUGGGCCCAGAGGAUGAAGGCACCUACAGAUGUGUGGUAGCAGAGGUCACGAGAACACGCACAGGUUCCUGGCAGGUGCUUCAGAGAAAGCAGUCACCAGACAGCCAUGUGCACCUGAGGAAGCCAGCAGCAAGAAGUGUGGUCGUGUCUAUCAAGAACAAGCAGCAAGUUGUGUGGGAAGGAGAGACCCUUGCCCUUCUCUGCAAGGCUGGUGGAGCUGAAAGUCCCCUGUCUGUGAGCUGGUGGCACAUCCCACAGGAUCAGACACAGCCCGAGUUUGUGGCUGGCAUGGGGCAGGAUGGCAUUGUGCAGCUGGGUGCCUCCUAUGGGGGACCCAGUUACCAUGGCAAUACAAGGUUGGAGAAAGUGGACUGGGCCACCUUCCAGCUGGAGAUCACCUUCACUGCCAUCACAGACAGUGGCACAUAUGAGUGCAGAGUAUCUGAGAAGUCUCGGAACCAGGCCAGAGAUCGGAGCUGGACUCAGAAGAUUUCAGUUACUGUAAAGUCUCUGGAGUCAAGUUUACAAGUUAGUCUGAUGAGCCGUCAGCCACAAGUGAUGUUAACCAACACCUUUGACCUGUCCUGCGUCUUGGGGACUGGUUACUCUGACCUCAAGGUGCCACUCACUGUGACGUGGCAGUUCCGGCCAGCUAGCUCUCACGUCUUCCACCAGCUUAUUCGAAUCACCCACAAUGGCACUAUUGAAUGGGGGAAUUUCCUAUCCCAGUUCCAAAAGAAGACGAAAGUUUCACAGUCUUUAUUUCGUUCACAACUCCUGGUCCAUGAUGCCACUGAGGAAGAGACGGGAGUGUAUCAGUGUAAAGUAGAAGUUUAUGACAGAAAUUCCCUAUACAACAACCACCCUCCGAGGGCUUCUGCCAUCUCUCACCCAUUGAGAAUAGCAGUCACUAUACCAGAGAGCAAGCUAAAAGUGAAUUCAAGGAGUCAAGUCCAAGAGCUCUCCAUCAACUCCAACACUGAUAUAGAAUGUAGCAUCUUGUCCCGGUCCAGUGGAAACGUUCAGUUAGCCAUCAUUUGGUAUUUUUCUCCUAUUUCCACUAAUGCCUCCUGGCUAAAGAUCCUGGAGGUGGACAAAACCAAUGUUAUAAAAACUGGAGAUGAGUUUCACACCCCAUGGAGAAAACAAAAAUUUCAUACUGAGAAGGUUUCCCAAGACUUAUUUCAGCUGCACAUUCUGAAUGUGGAAGACAGCGAUCAGGGCAAAUAUCACUGUGCUGUGGAGGAAUGGCUCCUGUCUACAAAUGGCACUUGGCACAAGCUUGGAGAAAAGAAGUCAGGACUAACAGAAUUGAAACUCAAGCCCACAGGAAGUAAGGUACGUGUCUCCAAAGUGUACUGGACCGAAAAUGUGACCGAGCACAGAGAGGUGGCCAUCCACUGCAGCCUGGAGAGUGUAGGCAGCCCAGCCGCUCUGUACUCUGUGAUGUGGUACUGGAACAGAGAAAACUCUGGAAGUAAAAUGCUGGUGCACUUGCAAUAUGAUGGCUUGCUGGAGUAUGGGGAAGAGGGGCUUAGGAGGCACCUGCACUGUUACCGUUCAUCCCCUACAGACUUUGUCCUGAAGCUUCAUCAGGUGGAGAUGGAGGAUGCAGGAAUGUACUGGUGUAGGGUGGCAGAAUGGCAGCUCCAUGGACACCCAAGCAAGUGGAUUAAUCAAGCAUCCGAUGAGUCACAGCGGAUGGUGCUCACGGUGCUGCCUUCAGAGCCCACGUUUCCUUCCAGGAUCUGCUCCUCGGUCCCUUUACUCUAUUUCCUGUUCAUCUGCCCUUUCGUCCUGCUCCUGCUUCUGCUCAUCUCCCUCCUCUGCUUAUACUGGAAGGCCAGGAAGUUGUCAACACUGCGUUACAACACACGGAAAGAAAAGGCUCUCUGGGUGGACUUGAAAGAGGCUGGAGGUGUGACCACAAAUAGGAGGCAAGAUGAGGAGGAAGAUGAAGGCAACUGAAUCCCAAGAGGUACCUGCAGUCAGUAAGGAAAGCUUCCUGCCUCGCUGCCUGUUUCUUCCCAAGCCCCGUGUGGAACGUGGUGACCUAGUCAGCUGGAACCAGCUCCUGACAGACCCUGGCAACUUCUAGAUGAACUCGAGUGAACUUUCCUCAUUACCAUCCUCAAGUCACUACCCUGGGAGCUACAGCUUCAUGACCAUAACAUGUGACCUAUGCGCUGGCAGCAUGACUCACUGAGGCUGCGCCACUGGGACCCCUCCCUGCAUGCACCGAUGCACUCUCCCCCCUCUCCAUCACCCCAUGAAACCCUCCUGUCACUUUCCUUCAGAGACACCGCUUUGGAGAAUAUUCCCAGCGCUCUCCUUGCUUGUGACAAGUGAAACAAACUCCUUUUGAUCAAAACUCAUGUUCUUGUGGAGUCAUUUGUUACCCACCAGGCAAACCAACCCCGGUUUUUUCAGGGAACAGAGACCCUCAAAUAUGAAACUGUUCUGGCCAGAGCAGAGCAUAGGGAAGUAUGAGUUCCCAGGGGGUACCUGCUGCAUGUCAGGCCCUGUGCUAGGAGCAAGGGGUCCUGUGGUGACUCAGACACAGUCCUGUCCCCCUGGGAUGCUCACCUUGUUUGUCCUGGAUGCUCUGCUUUCAUGAAUCGGACUUAGAGCGCCUUCGAUAUUCUAACCAGCUACAUGGCACUGUUUGUCCCAUAGGCAUCUAAAACCCUCCAGAACUAAAACACCCCCACAGUAUUUUCUUCCUUUUAAACUUGCAGAAUAAAAUUUGCCCUGAUGCA